AUGAGCACUCCUGGUUCAAGUUCCAAUCCAUCCGAAGAAGCCCAGUCGAAUACCGUCCCAUCUGGUUCACAAGCUUCUACUCAACCAAAUGUUCGGGCAAAAAAGGAUCCUGCUUGGAGAAUGAAACAACACCUUGCUGGAGUGCCAGGUGCUAUUUCAGCAUGUCCAAGUUGUCCAGGAGAUAUAAAGUUUGUCAUGAAAAGUUCAUUGGAUGAAAAUGCCAAAAAAACAAAAGAGAAACAUGCUGGUGUGCUUAGUGAUAUGUUGGGGGUGAAUGUAGAUAACAUGUAUGAUGUUAUUGAUGAUGAUGAUGAUGAUGACGUUCAAGCAACAUUGCAAAGUAAGGAAAGAUGGCAUGAUACGGAUUUAGCUCUUGCUAUGUGGUUUUAUGAUGCUUGUAUACCUAUGAAUGCUGUGAAUUCUCCCCUUUUCCAAAUAGCAAUGAGCAAAGUUGCUAGUAUGGGUCAUGGAUACAUGGGGCCUUCAUAUCAUGCUAUGUGUGUCACAUUGUUGAAAGAUGCGAAACAGUCUGUACAACUUAUAGUUGAUUCCUAUAGACGUUACUGGGCAGAAAAUGGUUGUACAAUUAUGGGUGAUGGGUGGCGGGAUACAAGACAAAGACCCCUUAUCAAUUUUAUGGUGUAUUGUGCAAAAGGGAUUUCAUUCAUCAAAUCAGUUGAUGCAUCGGAUAUUGAGAGUAAUGCCCAAACAUUAUGCAACUUGUUUAGUGAGAUUGUUGAUAUUGUUGGUCGUCAGAAUGUCGCUCAUUUAGUCACUGAUAAUGCUGCAAACUAUAAGGCUACAGGAAGAUUGUUAUGUGAGAAGUAUCCGUCCAUUGUUUGGUCUCCUUGUGCAGCUCACUGUAUGAACUUGAUUAUGAAGGACAUGUCGGAGAUGCGUGAAGUCGCUGAUUUGGUUACACUUGCAUCGAGGGUUACAGUGUUUGUUUAUAACCACAAAUGGCCAUUAAAUUGGUUAAGAAAAAGACCAGGUUGGACAGAAAUUAUUCGUCCGGGUGCCACUCGUUUUGGUACUGCAUUUAUUGCAUUGAAAAGUUUGUGUGAUCACAAACAUGAUUUGUAA
Messenger RNA from Lactuca sativa (garden lettuce), 1083 nucleotides. The record is from RefSeq and is a predicted model, not a curated record. Lineage: Eukaryota; Viridiplantae; Streptophyta; Magnoliopsida; Asterales; Asteraceae.